UCUCACCCGACCCAAACAUACAGAAAUACCAAACCAAAAUCAUCAACUGAAGGCCGUGCAUAUGCAUCCCUCCGUCGUCUUGCUUCUCCUUGUCGCAGCCACCGCGGCCAAGUCACUGGCGCCUCCGCCAGCUGCUGCUGGUCGCCAUGCCCCUGGCGCCGCCUGCAUACCUCGCGAGAGGGACGCCCUGCUGGCCUUCAAGCGAGGCAUCACCGGCGACCCGGCCGGCCGCCUCGCCUCAUGGAGCCAAGGAGAGGAACAAGACUGCUGCAAAUGGGAGGGCGUCCGGUGCAGCAACGGCACCGGACAUGUCAUCGGCCUUCAUCUUGGCAACGCGCAACCCGACGAUCCCGCGCUCAUUGACCCUGGUGCCGCAGCUCUGGUGGGCGAGAUAAGUCCCUCCUUGACCUCCUUGCAUCAUCUCGAGAGCCUUGAUCUCAGCUUGAACAACCUAGUUCCAGGGCCGCCGGCUGCUGGCGCCAGCGGCGUGCCGGAGUUCUUAGGCCUUCUUAAGAACCUGAGGCAUCUCGACCUCUCUGCCAUGCCCUUGUCAGGGAGUGUGCCACCUCAGCUCGGCAACCUCUCAAAGCUGCACUACCUUGACAUCUCACCUGCUCGCUAUUAUGUCCCAUGGGAUGGCACAAAACUAAGCUCCACUGACGUCUCAUGGUUAUCAACUCUGCCCCUACGGUACCUUGACAUGAGCUCUGUAGACCUCAGCGGGAUACCUGAUUGGGCUCAUGUGGUGAACACAAUUCCUUCUUUGAAGGUCCUCCGUCUUGCUGAUUGCUCGCUUAAGAGCGCAAACCAAUCUCUCCCACAUCUUAAUCUUACAAACCUUGAGCAGCUCAGCCUCUCUGGGAACAUCUUUGACCACCCAGCUGCAUCCGCUUGGUUUUGGAAUCUGACAAGCCUGCGAUAUCUCGACCUUGCGGGAACCUUCUUGUAUGGUCCAGUUCCUGAUGCACUGGGAGGUAUGAAGUCCCUCCAGUUCAUUAAUUUUGCAGAGAUUCAAGGACGCAUAGACAUCAUGACAGCAAACAUGAGCAAUCUAUGCGAUCUGGAAACUUAUUACUUCAGUGACAAAGACUUUGAUGGCAACAUAACAGAGUUAUUUGAGAGGCUACCGCAAUGUUCUUCAAACAAACUCAAGGAACUGGAUCUGUCAUUCAAUAAUUUCAGUGGAGCACUACCAAAUCAUAUAGGACGUUGGCCCAGAUUACUCACUCUUGAUCUCUCUCAUAACCAAAUCACUGGACAGCUGCCGUCUGAGAUCGGCAAGCUCAGUAACUUAGUCACUCUUCAACUCCGUACCAAUCAGUUCACCGGACCAUUGCCCUCUGAGAUCGGCAUGCUCCGUAAUUUAGACACUCUUGAUCUCUCUUACAACGGAUUCACUGGACCUUUGCCCUCUGGGAUUGGUAUGGUCAGUCAUUUGACACACAUGGACCUAAGCUACAAUAACCUCAGUGGUGUUAUAACCCAUGAGCACCUUGAUGGCUUGUCAAGAUUAACGAUGAUAGACUUGUCAAGAAAUUCCAUGAAGAUUGAGGUGGGUCCAGAGUGGUUACCCACAUUCAGACUUUAUACUGCAUCUUUUCGAUCCUGCCACUUGGGUCCUUCAUUUCCCUCCUGGCUGCAGUCACAGACCAAUAUUGAUGUGCUAGAUAUAUCAAGUGCAUCUAUAUUUGAUUCACUUCCAAAUUGGUUUUCUACCACCUUCUCAAAGGCUCGGGAGUUGUACAUUUCAAACAACGGAAUCAACGGCACAUUGCCAACAAACAUUGAGAACAUGACAUCAUUAGUUAAACUCUCUUUGGAUUCAAACCAACUAACUGGCCAAAUACCUCGGUUGCCAACAAAUCUCUAUGCACUAGACAUCUCCAGGAACUAUUUGUCAGGGCCACUACCAUUGAAUUUUGGAGCCCCAAACCUAUCAGACCUGAGCCUAUUCUCCAAUCACAUCACUGGUCAUAUUCCACAUUCCAUUUGUGAGUUGAACGUGGGUGCCUUGAACUUGGCUGAUAAUCAUUUGGAGGGAGAAUUCCCACAAUGUUCUGAGCCAAGAAUGACCUCAACACUAAUAUUAAGGAACAAUAUGCUAUCCGGUAAGUUGGACACAAUCCUAGAAGCAUACACAGGACUAAAUAUUCUUGAUCUGUCAUGGAAUAAGUUCACUGGAAGCAUUCCAGAGACAAUAACCAAUCUCCAAGGUCUAUCUCAUCUAAAUUUGGCAGGAAAUAACAUAUCAGGUGGCUUACCCCAUCAUUUGUCAAAUUUCAUGGGAAUGAAAGGGACGAAAGAUGAAUUUCCAAUAGUAGAUGAAGUUAAUAUGUCUGUCACCACAAAGGGACAAGAACGGUAUUACUACGAUUUUGCAAUUUAUGAGAUGGUGAGCAUUGACUUGUCAUCAAACCACUUGACCGGAGUAAUUCCAGAAGAAAUAACCUCACUAGAUGGAGUUGUAAAUUUGAAUUUGUCAAGGAAUAAUCUGACUGGAAAAAUUUCAGAAAGGAUUGGAACCAUGCAAUCACUGGAAUCGCUCGAUCUCUCUGGAAACAAGCUUUCUGGAGAUAUCCCAGAAAUCCUGUCAAAUCUAUCAUAUUUAAGUCUCAUGGACUUAUCACACAACAAUCUCACAGGAAGAAUCCCAUCAAGGGGGCAGCUCGACACCCUCUACACGCAGAAUCCACUAAUGUAUGACGGCAACAUUGGUCUUUGGGGAUAUCCCCUUCAGAAGAAUGGCACCAACAACAGAGAACCAAAUCAUGUUGAUCAAAAGAGAGGUGGACAUGAUUAUGAGGUACAUGCAUUUUCCUUUGGACUUGGUGUAGGAUAUGUGGUUGGUCUCUGGGCGGUGUUCUGUCUCAUCUUAUUCAAUAAAUCAUGGAGGAUUGCUCACUUCCGCCUCUUCGACAAAGCACUUGACAAUGUCUAUGUGUUUGCCGUUGUUACAUGGGCAAGGUGGGCCAAACAGACCACCACACAUUAGUCCAAUUUGUAAAUUGGGCAAAGUGCAAUUACACAUUUAUCAUGCUACAAAUAAAGGUGGAUCCAUGGAUGUAAGUCGCGGUCUAAAUUUGGUUGUAUAUUGUCUUUUGAAUCAGACAUCUUGAAUGUUAUUUAAUUCCUGCUAUCUUUGUCACUAUAUAUAUGUGCACUGGCCAGACAAUGAUUGCUAUACAAA
This is a messenger RNA of Panicum virgatum (switchgrass), 3187 nucleotides long. Its product is annotated as receptor-like protein EIX1. The transcript has a single exon. Lineage: Eukaryota; Viridiplantae; Streptophyta; Magnoliopsida; Poales; Poaceae. The record is from RefSeq and is a predicted model, not a curated record. Bases 62 to 2992 code for a protein of 976 amino acids. Gene Ontology annotation, molecular function: protein binding.